Molecule: messenger RNA, 3837 nt
Organism: Spinacia oleracea (spinach)
Lineage: Eukaryota; Viridiplantae; Streptophyta; Magnoliopsida; Caryophyllales; Amaranthaceae
Product: protein transport protein SEC24 A
Exons: 14
Coding region: 408-3395 (995 amino acids)
Biological process (GO): intracellular protein transport; endoplasmic reticulum to Golgi vesicle-mediated transport; COPII-coated vesicle cargo loading
Cellular component (GO): COPII vesicle coat; endoplasmic reticulum exit site
Molecular function (GO): SNARE binding; zinc ion binding
Source: RefSeq, a predicted model, not a curated record
UUUAGUCAGAACAAGCACCCCAUAUUUUCUCUUCAGAGGGUACUGCAAAAAAUUUCACUUCACUUUCUCUCUCCUCCCAAAAAAUAUAAAAUAAAAAUUAAUUAAUUUUCUAUCUCCUCAAACGAUCAAACUCCAAAUCUGGCAAAUCGCAUAGUCGCAUCUCCUCUGCAUCAUCUUCUUCCUCUUCCCCCGGCAAUCGGCAAUCGGAUCUUGCUCCUCUUAAAACCCUAACAACAAAACCAGCAUCUUGUAGUUGUAGUUGUAUCUCUGGUCGGCGGCGCCCCUGCCAACCAUUUUCCUUCUCUGCUGCUGCUAUUCUCGGACGGGCGCCCUUCCUGCCCUGGUUCAGGGACGGGCUUGGGUCGAGCAGCUGUUAACAGUCCUUUUGCAGCAGCACCACUCCCACUAUGCGUCCCUUUUUAUCGUCCGGUCCCGUUGCCGGUAGACCAGAUGGCGAUGGUGUUAGACCUCCGCCACCCUCGGCACCUGGCAGCGCAAUGCCAUUCGCAUCACCCCGCCCUAUGGCAGGACCUCCAGUCCCUGGAUUUAGGCCUUCACCGGUUGUUGGUUUUACUGAUCAAAUUAGACCAGGACCACCUCCAUCACAUGCUCCGCCCACAUCAAACAAUUUUCAGCAGUUUUCAGCUCCGCAAUAUUCGGGGCCUCCGACGAAUCCUCCUAUACGUACACCUCCUGUUGGACCACCUAACAUGAACAUGGCCUCUCCUAUGCCACCUAAUAUGCCUCCACCGAUCCAACGACCUGGUGUUCCAGCUCCAACACCACCCCUUACCUUCCGCCCUAAUUCCCAGGUUCCUCCGCAACCUUAUGCUCAGGCUCCUCCGCAACCUUUUGCUCAGGGUCCGCCACAACCUUAUGCUCAGGGUCCUCCGCAACCUUAUGCUCAGGGUCCUCCGCAACCUUUUGCUCAGGGUCCUCCGCAACCCUUUAAUCAGGGUCCUCCGCAACCUUUUGCUCAGGGUCCUCCUCAACCUUAUGCUCAGGGUCCUCCUCAACCUUAUGCUCAGGGUCCUCCUCAACCUUAUGGUCAGCCUGCCUACGCCCAGUCUCCCUCACAACCUGGUAUGCAGGGUUUUGUAGAGGAUUUCAGCUCUCUGUCUUUGGGAGCCGUUCCUGGGUCAAUGGAUCCUGGACUUGAUUCUAAAGCGUUGCCAAGGCCAUUGGAGGGGGAUGUGGAGCCAACUGUCUUCAAUGAUAUGACAAUGAAUUGUAGCCCUAAAUACAUGCGCCUUACUACUAGUGCUAUACCAAAUUCCCAGUCACUUGCAUCAAGGUGGCAUUUACCACUUGGAGCAGUUGUUUCUCCACUUGCUGAAGCUUCUGAAGGGGAGGAAGUGCCCAUAUUAAAUUUUGGUUCAGCAGGUAUUAUUCGCUGUAGAAGAUGUCGCACAUAUAUAAAUCCUUAUAUCACGUUCACAGAUGGUGGAAGAAAGUGGCGGUGCAACAUGUGCGCGCUGCUUAAUGAUGUCCCUGGUGAUUAUGUUGCUCCCCUAGAUGCCACUGGCAGAAGGAUUGAUGCAGACCAACGACCUGAACUUAUCAGGGGUAGCAUAGAAUUUGUUGCACCAACUGAAUAUAUGGUGCGAGCGCCUAUGCCGCCUCUGUACUUUUUCCUCAUUGAUGUGUCAGUUUCGGCGGUUAGGAGUGGCAUGCUCGAGGUUGUGGCUCAGACUAUUAAGUCUUGUCUGGAUGAAAUACCUGGGUACCCUCGAACACAAAUUGGAUUUAUAACAUUUGACAGCACCAUACACUUCUACAAUAUGAAGUCAACUUUGACGCAGCCUCAAAUGAUGGUAGUAUCAGAUGUGGAUGAUAUAUUUGUCCCUUUACCAGAUGAUCUCCUUGUGAACCUUUCCGAAUCAAGAAAUGUGGUGGAAUCGUUCUUAGAUAGUUUACCAUCCAUGUUUCAAGACACUGUGAAUGUAGAAUCUGCUUUUGGUCCAGCUCUUAAAGCUGCAUACAUGGUCAUGAGUCAACUUGGGGGUAAACUCUUGAUUUUCCAAAAUACAUUGCCUUCUAUUGGAUUAGGUCGGUUGAGAUUACGAGGUGAGGACCCUCGGGUAUAUGGAACUGAUAAAGAAGCUUCUUUGAGAGUACCAGAAGAUCCAUUCUAUAAGCAAAUGGCAGCUGAAUGUACAAAGUACCAGAUAGGAAUUAACGUCUACGCGUUCAGUGACAAGUACACAGAUAUAGCUUCAUUAGGAACACUUUCCAAGUACACUGGUGGCCAAGUGUACUACUACCCCAGUUUCAGGUCAACCAUUCACGCCGACAAAUUGAGACAUGAAUUGGCGAGAGACCUCACCAGGGAGACUGCUUGGGAGGCUGUUAUGCGCAUUAGAUGUGGGAAAGGUGUAAAGUUCAAUUCUUAUCAUGGCAACUUCAUGUUGAGGUCCACUGAUUUGAUAGCACUUCCUGCUGUGGACUGUGAUAAAGCUUUUGCCAUGCAGUUAGGCCUGGAAGAGACAUUACUGACAACUCAGACUGUGUACUUCCAAGUUGCGUUGCUAUAUACGGCAUCAUGUGGAGAAAGACGUAUUAGAGUACACACAGCUGCUGCACCAGUGGUUUCUGAUCUAGGAGAGAUGUAUCGUAGAGCUGAUACUGGUGCCAUAGUUUCAGUGCUUAGCCGGCUAGCAAUUGAGAAAACUUUAUCCAGUAAGCUGGAAGAUGCAAGGUCUUAUUUGCAAAUGAAGAUUGUCAAGUCCCUAAAAGAAUACCGUAACUUGUAUGCGGUACAACAUCGGUUGGCUGGAAGGAUGAUUUAUCCAGAAUCAUUGAAGUAUUUGCCUUCGUAUGGUUUAGCACUUUCUAAAUCAAUGCCUCUUCGUGGAGGGCAUGCAGAUGCUCUACUAGAUGAGCGCUGUGCAGUUGGGUCAACAAUGAUGACUUUGCCUGUUAAAAGUCUGUUAAAGUUUUUGUAUCCUAGCUUGAUUCGUGUGGAUGAGUUUCUAUUAAAGGCAUCUUCUCCGGACGCAGAUCUCAAGAAUGUUGAAAAACGCCUACCUCUAACGGCAGAAAGCUUAGAUGCCAGAGGCGUUUUUAUUCUUGAUGAUGGGUUACGCUUUGUCAUUUGGAUUGGAAGAAUGUUUCCUCCUGAGUUGGCUGCGAGUUUGAAUAUAGAUUUUGCCUCCGAUCUUUCACAGGUUAAUGGAAGUAAUAAUGAAAUGUCAAGGAGGCUAAUGGGGCUACUUAAGAAACUGAGAGAAAGUGAUCCUGCUUAUUAUCAGUUUUGCCAUCUUGUAAGACAAGGUGAACAACCCAAAGAAGGGUUUUAUGUUCUGUCGAAUCUUAUUGAGGAUCAGACAGCUGGUACAAAUGGCUAUGUUGACUGGAUUGCACAAAUCCACCGGCAGGUCCAGCAAAAUGCAUAAUAAGAAGAUGUAUAAGGAUGUGUCAUAUGACAAGAGAUCAAUUUUCAGUGUAACAACUUGCACAUCAUGGUUAAUAUGGACUCUACGACAUGAGUCCUCAGGAAGCGCUGCUACAUGCUCCUCUCAAGAAAGCGAGAAUAUGUUGGAGGUACACGUAACAGGCUGAGAUUUUGUGAACAAAUUCUUUUUUAUUCUUGUUAAUUUAUUAUUAGGAAAGUUGUACUUUAGGGAGAUCAUAAUUUGUUUUUUGCUUUUUUUCUUCUUCCAGAAGUUGUAAGCAGAAUUUUCUUUUCUUUUGCUUUUAGGAAGCACAUAUAUUUCCUAUUUUGUGUGAUCAUAUCUUCUUAUCUUGUUGGCUUCCUCAACAUUGGCCUCUUGUUUUAAAGGGUGUUGUGAGUUGUGACAUACAAUAAAUGUAUUAACAAUUUUCUCUUUUCUUCAA